AUGGAACCACAUUUUCUCAACCUUCCCCCCGAGAUACGCAACCUCAUCUACGAAUACGCUCUCGCCCAGAAUCAUGGCCUCUGUUACAAGUGGUCUAAUUGUGCUUAUCGAUUGCGUAUAAGGAAUGAAGAAUUUGAGAAGAUUGAGGAAGAAGAGAACGACGAUGAGGAUGAGAUGGGACACUGUUGGGAGGAAGACGAUGAGAUGGACGUCGAUGAGAGGGAAUAUUUUGAGUGGAAAUAUUUUGAGUCGAUAGCUGAUGAGAACUCAUCAUUAACCAAAAAAGACUCGAUAAACCAGUCCAGGUUUCAAUCUGAUGGAUAUGGACAAGACAAAAACGGUUAUACUCUUGCUCACUCAAAACUUGACAUGGAAGCUCUGACCGAUGGCGGUGAUUACGAGGUCAAAGAGAAAAUGACAGUGCCUCAGAUAUUGCUCGUUAAUCAGCUACAACUUGUCUGCCGUCGGCUUUACUCCGAGACAAAGGGGCUUGAGCUGCGAUACAAUACUGUUUUCUUUGCCGGCGACAAAUACAAUAUAGAGCCGUUCUAUCAACGAUACGCCCGAUUCUUGCGCCGUCCCCUAGCUUACUAA
Molecule: messenger RNA, 594 nt
Organism: Bipolaris sorokiniana ND90Pr
Lineage: Eukaryota; Fungi; Ascomycota; Dothideomycetes; Pleosporales; Pleosporaceae
Exons: 1
Coding region: 1-594 (197 amino acids)
Source: RefSeq, a predicted model, not a curated record